AACCCGAGUUGAGUCGGAGAUUAGGGUACACCAAUUGUUUCAUCAUUCACUUUCUCACACGUUCUCCUCUCAACAUCCCACGCUCUCUCAUCACGAAUGCAUCGAGCAAGUUCUAGACAUCUGCAAGCUGGGAUGAUAAUUUUCAAUCUCCCCUGUCGCGAAUGGCGGUUAGGCCUACCCUCUUUUCCGCUUCGCUUUUUGCAAACCCAUGCUGGCCAGGUGGAGAGACCGGGUUUCGCGGUUAUUGCGUCAUUUGCUGGUCCGUGGGCCUAGAAGGCAGUCGGGCGAGCGACGAUGAACUCUACGUGAUGAUCGUAUCCAACAUGGGAUCAUACUACAGACGACCCAGUCUCAGCUACAAGGCUACAACAACAGUACCUUAUUUGGGAAGGUGUCUCUAUGGCAGAUUCCCCCGCGGCGCUCCUUUGGCAAAUCAGAGUUUCACAAUGGAGCACGCAAGAAAAUCCGCCCCAGGCAUACCCGAAAAUCGUCUAUCCUUCCAUCCGCCACCAGGUCUCCUAUGCUUGGGUAAGAUUACAUGCCUCUGGUAGUCUCUAAGCCAUGUUUUCAUUUACUCCGUACACCUGGCCAUGCAUAUAUAUAUGCAGGUGCUAUGUGAUCGCUCUGUACGAGGUUGAAUAUACAUGCAGGGGGCGGAAGUAUCAAAACCGUCACGGAAAAA
Messenger RNA from Aspergillus campestris IBT 28561, 682 nucleotides. RefSeq lists its product as uncharacterized. Bases 162 to 551 code for a protein of 129 amino acids. NCBI's taxonomy places the organism in Eukaryota, Fungi, Ascomycota, Eurotiomycetes, Eurotiales, Aspergillaceae. The transcript has 2 exons. The record is from RefSeq and is a predicted model, not a curated record.